Messenger RNA from Eubalaena glacialis (North Atlantic right whale), 1254 nucleotides. Its product is annotated as keratin, type I cytoskeletal 16-like. The record is from RefSeq and is a predicted model, not a curated record. Gene Ontology annotation, molecular function: structural molecule activity. Gene Ontology annotation, cellular component: keratin filament. Lineage: Eukaryota; Metazoa; Chordata; Mammalia; Artiodactyla; Balaenidae.
AUGACCACCUGCAGGCGCCAGUUCACCUCCUCCAGCUCCAUCAAGGGCUCCUGUGGCAUCGGCGGUGGCUCCAGCCGCGGGUCUUCCGUCCUGGCCGGAGGCUCCUGCCGGGCCCCCAGCACCAACGAGGGCCUGUCUGUCUCCUCCUCCCGCUACUCCUCCGGGGGUGUCUGUGGGCUUGGGGGCGGCUAUGGUGGCAGCUUCAGCAGCAGCAGCAGCUUUGGUGGGGCCCUGGGUAGCAUCUUCGUUGGAGGAUAUGGUGGUGGCCUUGGAGUCUGCCUCAGUGGUGGCAGUGGUGGCAAUGUUGGCCUCCUCUCUGGCAAUGAGAAGAUCACCAUGCAGAACCUCAACGACCGCCUGGCCUCCUACCUGGAGAAGGUGCGCACCCUGGAGGAGGCCAACACGGAGCUGGAGGUGAAGAUCCGUGACUGGUACCAGAAUCAGAGGCCCAGGCCUGCCCGUGACUACAGCCCCUACUUCAAGACCAUCGAGGACCUGAGGAACAAGAUCUUCGAGGCCACAAUAGAGAAUACACAGCCCCUUCUGCAGAUUGACAACGCCAGGCUGGCAGCCGAUGACUUCAGGCCCAAGUAUGAGCAUGAGCUGGCCCUGCGCCAGGGCGUGGAGGCUCACAUCAAUGACCUGCGCAGGGUGCUGGACGAGCUGACCCUGGUAAGGACUGACCUGGAGAUGCAGAUCGAGGGCCUGAAGGAGGAGCUGCUGAAGAAGAACCAUGAGGAGGUGAUGCUUACCCUGUGGAGUCAGACCAGCGGGGACGUCAGCGUGGAGGUGGAUGCUGUCCCCAGCGUGGACCUGAGCCACAUCCUGAAUGAGAUGCGCGACCAGUAUGAACAGAUGGCAGACAAGAACCGCAGAGAUGCCGAGGCCUGGUUCCUGAGCAAGACAGAGGAGCUGAGCAAAGAAGUGGCCUCUAACAGCGAGCUGAUGCAGAACAGCUGCAAUGAGUUGAAUGAGCUCCGAAGGGUGCCCUGGGGCCUGGAGGUCAAACUGCAGUCCCAGCUCUGCAUGAAAGCAUCCCUGGAGAAGAGCCUGGAGGAGACCAAAAACCGCUACUGCCUGCAGCUGGCCCAGAUCCAGGAGCUGAUCUGCAGCGUGGAGGAGCAGUUGGCCCAGCUGCGCUGCGAGAUGGCACAGCAGAACCACGAGUACCAGAUCCUGCUGGACGUGAAGACGCAGCUGGAGCAGGAGAUCACCACCUACCGCCGCCUGCUGGAGGGCGAGGACUCCCAGUGA